Messenger RNA from Emericellopsis cladophorae, 1158 nucleotides. RefSeq lists its product as uncharacterized. Gene Ontology annotation, molecular function: nucleotide binding. Bases 1 to 1158 code for a protein of 385 amino acids. The record is from RefSeq and is a predicted model, not a curated record. The transcript has 2 exons. Lineage: Eukaryota; Fungi; Ascomycota; Sordariomycetes; Hypocreales; Bionectriaceae.
AUGGCCCUCACGCGUGUGGCCAUCAUUGGACUGAGCAGCAGCACCGCCAACUCCUGGUCCAGCUUCGCCCACCUUCCAUACCUCCUCUCGCCCCAGGGCCGCUUACGGUACAGCAUAGCCGCCCUUUGCAACUCGAGCGUCAGUGCUGCCCGGAAUGCCAUCAAAAAGUACAAUCUCGACCCUGCCACCAAGGCCUAUGGCAGUCCAGAAGAUCUCGCCAAGGACAAGGACAUUGACCUUAUCGUCUGCUGCACGAGGGUCGACAAACACUACGACACAAUCCUGCCCAGUGUCAAGGCGGGCCAGAAUGUCUUUGUAGAGUGGCCUCUCGCGAAUGGCCUGACCGAGGUGGAAGACCUCGUCGAACAGGCGAAGAAGAGUGGCAGUCGCACCAUCAUUGGUCUGCAGUCCCGAUACGCUCCUAUCGUUCACAAGGUGCGAGAGCUGCUGUCGCAGGGCAGGGUUGGCAAGCUUGUGAGCAGCGAGGUGCUAAGUGAUGGGGGCGAGACGUUCUAUCGCAGCCACGUUGCCCCCAAGAUGCUCUAUCUGACUGAUCUGUCCCUUGGAGGGAAUUUCUUCCACAUUGGCUUGGGUCAUUUGCUCGACGAGGUUGAGUUUGUCCUUGGAGACAUCCAAGACGUUCGCUCACGUCUGCAUACGCAGCACCCCACCGUCGAGGUGCGCGAUCGGCAGACAAGGAAGGUCCUUGACACGGUGCAGACAAACGUGCCUGAUCUCAUUCUGCUGAACGGGACACUAUCGCCAUCAGAUUUUGUCAACCAAGGUGCCACUGUUCACGUGCGCUUCCGUAGCGGGAACCCGUUUCCAGGCGAACCCAGUCUGACAUGGCUCUUUACGGGUGACAAGGGUGAGAUCCUCAUACGAGCGGAGAAAGACUCAACGCUUGGCCAGUUUGCCUACGACGGCCCCGUCACGGUCCAGGUACGAGACUUUGCGACAAACAAGGUCGAGGAGGUGGCGUGGGAGUGGGAAGGAUGGCAGAAGGAGUUGCCCAUGCCCGCAUGGAACGUGGGCGCCGGGUACGAGGCUUAUGCUAAGGGCGACGACAUCCCAAGCUUCGACGUGGCGCUCAAGAGGCACCAGGAGCUGGACGCGAUCUUGGCCAACUGGGAGGGAGGCAAGAAUAGAUCCCUGUAG